Molecule: messenger RNA, 1804 nt
Organism: Melampsora larici-populina 98AG31
Lineage: Eukaryota; Fungi; Basidiomycota; Pucciniomycetes; Pucciniales; Melampsoraceae
Exons: 10
Coding region: 1-1365 (454 amino acids)
Biological process (GO): nucleotide-excision repair
Cellular component (GO): transcription factor TFIIH core complex; transcription factor TFIIH holo complex
Molecular function (GO): ATPase activator activity; double-stranded DNA binding
Source: RefSeq, a predicted model, not a curated record
AUGGAAAAGAAAGAUCAAAACGAAAUCAGUUCAAGUUUAUCCGAAUUCCUACACGAUUUACCAGAACAAACUCUUUCUAGAUUAUACGAAUCACCUUCAAGUUGUUUAUCAAUCUUUAGAUUAUUACCUUCCUUAGCAAGACAUUUGAUUUUAAAUUCACUUUGGUCUUCUAUUCAUUCUUUUAAUCUCACUCAACUUAAACUUUGGUCUACUUCAAUUAAAUUUGAAUCUAAUCAAAGCUCUCAAUCCACUCUAGCCAAACUAAUUCAUCUCCAUCUAAUCCAUUCAUCAAACCUCACCCUACAUCCCACCUUCAAACAAAACUUUCAACUAGCCCUAACCGGAGGUGGGGAUCAUAAAUCGUUUGGAUUACCAUGUAAAACUUCAUCAAAAGUUGAUCUUCUUACUCUAGACCAAUAUGCCAAACAAAAUUGGGAAACGAUUUUACAUUUUAUGGUAGGAUCUAAUUGGUCAAACAGACCUAGUUCAAAGAUCAUCACUUUACUUACUUUUAGUGGUUUGAUUUCUUCUCAGAAUUCUAAGAUCACUUCUGUUGGGUUUCAGUUCUUGUUAGAUGAUAUCAAUACUCAAUUAUGGGAACUCUUAUUACAAUACCUCAAGAUGGCAGAAGCUAAUGAUUUGGAUAUUGUGGAUGUGCUUUCUUGUUUGUUUAUGUUGGGUAGUUUAGAAUUAGGUAAAGAAUACUCUAUGAAGAAUUUCUCGGAUACUCAAGUUCAGGUCUUAAAUGAUUUAGUAGACUACGGUUUAGUUUAUUUAACUCAAUCUAAAACGUUUUAUCCUACUAGAUUAGUCACUACACUUACUUCUACUGCACCACCGAUCGUUUCAAACCCAUCAGACCAAUCAUCAUCAGACCCCAACGAGUUUUUAAUCCUAGAAACCAAUUACCGAAUCUACGCCUAUACCAGUAAUCCAUUACAAAUCGCGAUCUUGAAUCUGUUUAUAAGUUUUAAAUCAAGGUUUCCGAACCUGGUCAUCGGAUCGAUCACACGAGAAAGUAUUAAGAUGGCUUUUAAGAAUGGGAUUCGAGCUGAUCAGAUUAUAUCUUAUUUGGAAUUCCAUUCACAUUCUCAGAUGAAGUUAUUGAAACCUAUUUUGCCUAAUACUGUUGUGGAUCAGAUUAGGUUGUGGGAACUUGAAAAGAAUAGGGUUAGGGAUCAAGAAGGUUAUCUUUAUGAAGAUUUUAAAUCUGUUUCUGAUUACGAAAUCGUUAUUAAUUAUUCAAAACAGAUUGAUAUUAUCUUAUGGGAGAAUCCAGAAUUAAAGAAAUUCUUUGUGAGUUUAGAUGGACAUACUGCUCUUCGAGAGUUUAUUAAGAGAAGGAUUAUGUCCAAUGGGAAUUGAAGGGAAACUUAAAAUCAAGAAUCUGGAAUAUAUGUAUACGGAAAAAUCAAAAAAACAUCAAAGUAAUCAAAGGAUCAAAAGAAUUGAAGAAUUGAAGAAUUGAUACGUUGAUACAUCAAAAAAUGUUCCAAGAAUAAAAGGUCAAAAACAUUAAAAGAUCAAAAAAUAAAGGAUCAAGAACAUCAAAACAUCGAAACAUCGAACCAUCAAGAAAAUCAAAAACAUCAAAACAUCAAAAACAUCAAAAACAUCAAAAUAAUUAAAGAUGAAGAGAUGAAAGAUGAAAGAUGGAGGGGGAAGGGGAGAAGUGAAAUAAAAAUGAUGGCCAAAAAGUUUUCGUGUAUUUUUUUUGAGUGUAGGUAGUGUAUGAAAACGAAAUUCAAAAAAAUUAAAAGUUUUAAUUAAACUGUGAUAAUUUAUGGAACGAUUUCAUCAGCAU